Cryphonectria parasitica EP155 is the source of this 1116-nucleotide messenger RNA. RefSeq lists its product as uncharacterized. Gene Ontology annotation, molecular function: 3-beta-hydroxy-Delta5-steroid dehydrogenase (NAD+) activity. Gene Ontology annotation, biological process: steroid biosynthetic process. The record is from RefSeq and is a predicted model, not a curated record. The transcript has 2 exons. Lineage: Eukaryota; Fungi; Ascomycota; Sordariomycetes; Diaporthales; Cryphonectriaceae. Bases 1 to 1116 code for a protein of 371 amino acids.
AUGACCUCAAAGGGGAAGCAUGGUCUGGGCAGCGUCCUAGUUACCGGUGGCUGCGGCUUCCUAGGCCACCACAUCGUACGGGUUCUCCUGCGCGACUGGGACACCACCGCCGUCACCGUGGUCGAUCUGCGGUGCGAGCGCAACCGGCGGCCCGAGUCGGACGGCGUGCGGUACAUUGAGGCCGACAUCACGGACGCCGCCAAGGUUGCCGCCGUGUUCAAGGACGUGAAGCCCGAGGCUGUCAUCCACACCGCGUCGCCACCCUCGCAGGGCGCUUCCGCAGCCUCCAAUGAGCUGUUCCGGAACGUCAACAUUCACGGCACCCAGAAUAUUGUCGACGCAUGCCAGGAGGCUGGUGUAAAGGCCCUCGUGUACACGAGCUCCGCAAGCGUGGCGAGCGACAAUGUCUCUGACCUGAUCAAUGCCGACGAGAGGUGGCCGGUGCCGAGGGGAAAGGACCAGACCGAGUACUACUCCGAGACCAAGGCUGCCGCAGAAGAGAUCGUCCUCAAGGCCAACCGCGCCGAUAACUCCAAAUUCCUGACCACCUCGAUCCGCCCCGCCGGCAUCGUCGGAGAGGGCGACGUCCAGGCGCAGUACCACAUCAUCAACAUCUACCUCUCGGGCCGCAGCGGCUACCAGAUCGGCAACAACGACAACCUCUUCGACUUUACCUACGUCGAGAACGUCGCGCACGGCCACCUGCUCGCGGCGCACGCCCUCCUGCUCACGCACAAGGCCGGGACCCAGCCCCUCGAGCACGAAAAGGUCGACGGCGAGGUCUUCAUCAUCACCAACGACAGCCCCGUCUACUUUUGGGACUUUUGCCGCCUCAUCUGGAACGCGGCCGGCAGCCCGCACGGGCUGGAGCAUGUCUGGACUAUCUCCAAGGAACUGGGCAUGCUGCUUGGCCUGUGUAGCGAGGUCGCGUGCAAGUUACUGGGGAAGAAUCCUACGUUCAACAGGCAGAGGAUUAUCUAUUCGACCAUGACGAGGUAUUUCUGCAUUGACAAGGCCAAGAGGAGGCUGGGCUAUCGGCCCCUCAUCAGUCUGGAGGAUGGCAUGAGAAGGUCCGUCAAGUGGACAAUGGAGCAGCAAGCUGCCAGCGAAAAGUAG